AUGGCGCCUCUCACUGACGAUUUCGGCGAAAUGCUUGGAAAUGUACCCAGCCAAUGGUGCAAUGGUGGAACUCACGAAUACUAUGGCGGAGGACACUGGACUAGGUACGUCCCACAAGGUCUCCUUGACGCUCCGACCAAGUUGCGAAAACAAGAUCGGGCCAACACUAUAAAGCUAAAGGAGACUGCGGCCAAACAGAAGGCCACACGAUCUUACUCUUCAUAUAUUUACCUUAUGCAUAUUUGCCUUAAACUCGUGGUGCCAUAG
Molecule: messenger RNA, 267 nt
Organism: Protopolystoma xenopodis
Lineage: Eukaryota; Metazoa; Platyhelminthes; Monogenea; Polystomatidea; Polystomatidae
Source: the annotation of a GenBank genome assembly